Molecule: messenger RNA, 1362 nt
Organism: Acanthosepion pharaonis
Lineage: Eukaryota; Metazoa; Mollusca; Cephalopoda; Sepiida; Sepiidae
Source: the annotation of a GenBank genome assembly
AUGUUUCCAUUGUUGAAGAAUAUCUCCGGUGUACAGAACCAUGACAACUACAGUUGGUUACUGACCCCGUCUCUGAAUGCGUUAGACAGUAUGUCGGCAACAGCUGUGAAUCCAGGGGCGAGUUCGGAGCCAGCUUCCAAUGAAGAGGCGCUUCAUAUGACUCGAUUCAUCGUACAAAAAAUCUGUGUACCCAUCGUCGUCUUUUUGGGUGUGGUCAGUAAUACCCUUAACAUCGUCGUUCUGACCCACAGAUCAAUGAACACAUCGACUAACGUUUACUUGACGGUACUGGCGCUAUUCGACACACUGUACCUCAUCUUUAGCAUGACUCUGAGCCUCAAGCACUUCCCUUCCGUGAACGAAAUGUCGAGCUACAAAUACUGGACGCUCUAUGCCCGCGUUUUAACCGACAUGUGCAGUAAUGUUGGCGUCUGGCAAACGAUCACGUUUACUGUUGAACGAUAUAUUGGGGUUUGUCAUCCGAUUAGAGGACAUGUUAUCUGCACGCCACAGAGAGCAAGAAUUAUUACGGUCAUUGUGUCGACUAUAGCCGUGGCGGUUACAAUACCCGAAUUUUUUGAAAGAAUCGUCAUAGAGGAGACGAAUUCUAACAAUCAGACGGUGGUUCGAAUCGUCUAUUCUGAAGUAGGGAGCUCCCCUUCCUAUCAGACGGGCUACCAUUGGUUUCUUACUAUUUCGUUUACAUUUAUACCGCUCGGCUCACUUGUGUUUUUCAACGGGUUGCUUAUCCGAGCGGUUGUCAAGGCUAAUAAGAUUCGCCGUUUAAUGUCGAAAGCACCGCUUCGCAAAACAGCCGACAAAUCAGGCAACGAGCAGCAAAAGAUAACGUUAAUGCUAAUUAGCGUUGCCAUUGUCUUCCUUCUGUGCCAGUUUCCGGGCGCGAUCCUUCUUCUGUGUCAUUCUUACAUCCCCGAGAGCAGAGUCACUCCGACGCUGAAAAACGAUUUCCGAAUCGCCGGCAAUUUCACGAACCUUCUCAACCAGAUCAACUGCUCAGUCAAUUUCUUUCUUUAUUCCUUAAUCAGCACCAAAUUCAGGCGAACUUUCAUGCAGGUAUUCUGCUGCGGGCGCUGGACUGUCGUCCGUCAAUCGAACCUUAGCCGCACGGAGACGUGCAACCUGUAUCGCUCUAAUCGUCGGUCGUCUAGCGGAGUCACGUGGUGUCCGACACGAUCUAACGCCGUCUCACAGACCGGCCGGAACGCCGUGCGCGCAUUCCCUUACAAUGACGUGGAAAACGGAAGUCCGACGAGACUUCCCGUCUAUGUUGAUCUCGAAGAAUACGCGCCGUUUCCUGUUUCAGAUAAAAAAUAUCCAGACAGGAAAGAUUGUAAAUUAUGA